Schistocerca americana (American grasshopper) is the source of this 2434-nucleotide messenger RNA. It is a transcript of the gene shep, whose product is annotated as protein alan shepard. The coding region runs from base 265 to 1965 and encodes 566 amino acids. NCBI's taxonomy places the organism in Eukaryota, Metazoa, Arthropoda, Insecta, Orthoptera, Acrididae. Gene Ontology annotation, cellular component: nucleus; cytosol; ribonucleoprotein complex. The transcript has 12 exons. Gene Ontology annotation, molecular function: mRNA 3'-UTR binding; poly(U) RNA binding; poly(A) binding. The record is from RefSeq and is a predicted model, not a curated record.
GGUGGCUAGUCCGGUGGGGUGUGGUGUUUCCUUGGUAGACGAUUCUGCCUAAAGAAAUUAAAUAUAUUAUUAAUUUUGUAUCUUAGUAACGCAUUAGGUUUUAUAAGUGUUUUUCAAUCAGUGGUGGCCUUUAAUUGGUGAAAUGAAAGUGUGCUAAAGAUAUUUUUUUGGAGUGCUGGAAUGGUGAAUUGAUUUUUUCCCCCGAAGUUGAAGUGACGGAGGCACACCCCUAAAGUUGUCAACUAGGACAGUAGCCGUUUAACCAUGGCAGUCCGGAUGGAAAACUCAGCGCCGAGGAAAUUAAAUUACAAAAUGAUGGGGACCAACGGGCCUCGACCGAACUACGGCGGGGCCAGUAACGGCAAGGCUGGGGGCCGCGGGACGGUGGCCAGCCUCCAGCAGCCGCAGCAACAGCAGCCGCAGCCGGCGCUGGGGGGCGGCUACCGCGGCGCGGGCGGCGGGGGCGGCAGCUGGCCCGGCGGCAGCCAGUACCCCGCGCUGCGGUACCCUGCGCCGCAAGCGGCCGGCCAACCCGGGGGCGGCGGCGGAGGCGGCAGCGGGCCGGCGGCGGGUCCGCAGCCGCAGCAGCCGCAGCCCCAGCAACAGCCCCAGCCGCAGCAGCCCAACGCCGCCGCCUACAACUCCUACCCUCAGCCAGCGCAAUAUGGCACGCAGCGUGUACCGACUGCUGCGUCACCUUCGAACACAAACAGCAGCUCCAGCUCCAAUACCGGGUCUCAGAGUGGAACCCUUAGCACUAGCCUCAGCAACAAUGUUAGUUCCAAUGUCGGUGGCAGUGGGAGUGCCAGCAGCAACAGUGGUGAACAGUUAUCGAAAACCAACCUGUACAUCAGAGGACUUUCUCAGAAUACGACUGAUAAGGACCUUGUCAACAUGUGUUCACAGUAUGGCACCAUUAUUUCAACGAAGGCAAUAUUAGACAAGAAUACUAAUAAAUGCAAAGGUUAUGGGUUUGUGGAUUUUGAAUCACCUGCAUCAGCAGAGGCUGCUGUGAAAGCACUCCAGGCAAAGGGCAUCCAAGCGCAGAUGGCGAAAGUGGGUAUUUCGUUGCUGCGUAGACCGCCCAGUCAACAAGAACAAGAUCCAACUAAUUUAUAUAUUGCCAAUCUACCAGCAACUUUUAAGGAAAAUGAUGUUGACAACAUGCUGGCAAAGUAUGGGCAAGUUAUCUCUACAAGAAUCCUCAGGGACACAACUGGUCAAAGUAAAGGUGUUGGGUUUGCAAGAAUGGAGUCAAAAGAGAAAUGUGAGCAAAUAAUACAGAUGUUCAAUGGCAACCAGCUGGCUGGGUGCAAGGAACCACUUCUUGUAAAAUUUGCUGAUGGUGGAAGCAAAAAAAGGGUUCUGUACAAGACUACAGAUCAGCGAAUGUGGCGGGAUACUGGAGAGGCUGGUGCCUGGUUGCAUUGUGGCAGCUUAGUACCUCCCGGUGCCCCUGUCAGCUAUGAUCCAUCAGCAGGGCAAAAUGGUGUCGGAACACCACAUAUUCUGCCUGCACUUGGACAGUAUGGGCGACAUUAUAGUCCAGGGACUGUACAGGGUUACCAGCUACCGCCCACAUCCUGGGUUCCUCAGUAUGUGAUGCAGCCACACUUGCCACAAGUUGAGGAACAGUUUGCUUGUCAGCUGGCACCCACCACACACAUACAUAGCUACAAAAAUGAUACACAACAUUCAAGAGGCAUCUCUGUGAUGAUGCCAUCAGCUGAUCCAAGCUCUGUUCAGUAUGGUUCUAUGAUUCCACCUCUCACUACUCAUAUGUCUGCCUUACAGAUUGGUACCCCUAGCUCUUAUAUAGCAAGCCCUCAUCCAUAUCCAUUCUAUCCUGGGCCAGGAGCAUCUAUCAUACAUGCUGUGCCAAUACCUGACUCUGAGCAAACAUCUAAUGCUGCUUCACCAGAUGAUACCUAUCAGCCCUACCAGACCAGUCAGCAACCAAAAUAAGUACUGAUUUGAUGUUAGUUGAUGCAUUUCAUACAAUUUAGGUGAAAGGAUGAAAAAAAUAAACAUUUUAAAAGGAAAAUAGCAUUGCAAUUUCCUUCCUCUGGAAAUUUUUAAGAUCAUCAUUGAAAGAAAGGAAAUCCAUUCACUGAUAUGUACAAGAAUUAAAGAAGAGUGAAUUGAGUCAACAAGUACCUUUAAAUGAUGAAACUAGAGUUGAAGAAUUCCCACUUUAUAUCCACGGACUUGCCACCAUCUGUCAGCGGAAAUAAUAUUAAAAAUUAAUAAUAAAUAUAGUUUAUUAUUUUUUUACUGUAGAGUAAAAUGUGUUUAGCUAUGCUGUCUACAACCUCUUGUCCUGUACAUUUUUUGUGAGAGUACCUUAGCAUUGCAUCAGUUGGUGUUGAUAAAGACUUUUGGUUACCUAAUGUCAAUGAGUGUUAGCAAAGUGGUGAUGUAAAGAGUUUUGGAG